Molecule: messenger RNA, 774 nt
Organism: Musca domestica (house fly)
Lineage: Eukaryota; Metazoa; Arthropoda; Insecta; Diptera; Muscidae
Gene: Eaf6
Product: chromatin modification-related protein MEAF6
Exons: 3
Coding region: 137-769 (210 amino acids)
Cellular component (GO): NuA4 histone acetyltransferase complex
Source: RefSeq, a predicted model, not a curated record
CACUCACAGAAUACCUUCCUUGAACUGGCUUAUUACCGAAGGACACAUCUCUAGUUCUUUAUUUAUUUAUGGUUUGGUUGUUGUUUGGACAAAUAAAACUGCAAAACAAUUCUUGUUUACACUUUAAAUAUAUAAAAUGAGCUCGCCAUCAAUGAAGAAUCAAAAUGACGCUGCAACGAAGCAGCGAAAAUCUACGAAAACAAAUUCUACGAUAAAAACAAAUUUGGAUACUAGAGCCGAGUUGGCGGACUUGAUCAAGAAAAAGGCGGAAACAUCUGAACAACUGGCAAAUUUGGAGAGGCAAAUAUAUGCAUUUGAGGGUUCUUAUUUGGAAGAUACUCAACUCUGUGGCAACAUAAUACGUGGAUGGGAACGUUAUCUGACCUCGAACAAGGCAACAAAUUCCAAAGCGGAUAAACGGAACAGGAAGUUCAAAGAAGCUGAACGAUUGUUCUCCAAGUCAUCUAUAACUUCAAUGGCCAUUUGUAACCCCGAACGAGCCAGUGAAUCUGAUUCGGUAACAAAUGAAGACUCCAGUGACAAUCAGAUAGCGUUAAACCAAAACACCACUACAGCCCAUGAUGGAGCGACAAGUAUAAAAAGUGCAGGAAAAGAUGAUAAGAGUGAUCGCGCAUCAACUCCUCAACGUGAAACGAUAAAGGAACCGGGUACACCGGGUGGUGGCACCUCUACUAAGAGUAAGUUGUCCUCUUCCAGCGUGACGGCCAAGAAAGGUGGACAUGUCAAUAAAAAGAUCCGUCAUCGAUGAUUUAG